AUGUCUCUAUCUGCUGCUGCCAACAAGAUAUCGGAGAGUGAUUUCCAGAAUAUUGGGCCUGCACCUCGGCCACCCACCGCUGCGCGGGCCAGUGGGUCUGUCGCUUACAACCAGACACAGCCGACUACGAAGUAUAUGAACCAGCUGAGUUUGGGUGCCUCGAAGUUUACGGACCCUUCAAGCCAACAGGUUUCAUCCAGGUCGAUCUCAUCACCACUGCAAGAUACGAGAAGGAAGGCAGGAUGGGUUUCAUAUAAGGAGAACGGCAUACUAUCGUUUAUUUGGCAGAAGAGGUACAUGGUACUAAAUGAUCUGUAUCUAGCGCUUUACAAAAAUGAGAAGCAUUUGGAUGAUCCCCUGAUUUCAGUUCCGUUGACCAGUAUAGUCAGUGUAAGCAGAAACCAAAUGAAGCAAAACUGUUUUGAGAUUGUACGCAUGAACGAAAGAACGUCACUGAACCUCUCGAACGGGGGGCUGAAUGGGUCUCCCCGGUCGUCAAGUUCCUCAUCCGAUCAAGCAUCGAAGAAAUCAUUGUAUGUGGCAACAAAGACAGAGUACGAUGUACACUCGUGGCUGGACGCCAUCUUCGCGAAAUGCCCGCUUCUGAGUGGGGUCUCGUCGCCUACAAAUUUCACGCACAAAGUACACGUUGGGUUUGAUCCAGAGACGGGCAGCUUUGUCGGGAUGCCCACCAACUGGGAGAAAUUGCUGAAACACUCGCGGAUCACAGGUGACGAUUGGAACAACGACUCAGCUGCCGUUAUACAGGUGCUGCAGUUUUACCAGGAAUACAAUGAGAUAGACAUCAAUGGGCAACAGACCACAGGUGGUCCUGCCAGCGCCAGAUCGCAACCGAACUCGUUGAUCAACAAAUACCCUAGUACAUCGUCGGACGUUUCGUUGGGGUCGUCGUCGUCAAGCUCGAGCUCCAGUUUCCAGCAAAACCGUCACGCCUCAAACGAAAUGAUGCCACAGAGACGUGCACCAUCGCCUCCAACGUCACAUGGCUCCAACCAUUCGGUGACAUCGCAGCAUAAGCAACAAGCUAUGUCUUUAUCUCAGCGCGCUCAACUGAAUCAGAGUUACAUAACGUCACAGCAGCAGCAUCAGCAGCAGCAAAUGGAAUCGCAGAAAGUAGUUUCUCCAACUGCGGUCAAUUUGCCUCCCAGAUCUGCUCUUCGCCAAACGCCCCGUCAAACACCUCCACCACAACAACAACAACCAAUGCAAUAUCAACAGCAACAGCACCAGCAACAGCAGUAUCCCCAGUACCAACAGCAACAGCAGCAACAGUAUAGGCAACAGUUCCCGCAUCAGUACAAUUCCGGCAAUCAAAGAAUAUCUCCUGUUGCUCAAAACACUAAACCGUAUCACAACCAGCACAACCCUUACGCUGCUCAGAAACCACAACAACUACCCCCACAGCAUGGACAAAUUCAGACUGCCCAAAAAGUUUCUCCAGUCAAACAAGGACCUAGCAUUUCCCCCGUGAAGCUGCAACCGCAAAGGGCUGCACCCAAACCACCCAGUCAAGUCGCGGACAACAAUAUUAGCGUCACAGCAGCUGCAGUAGCGAUGAAACAGGAGCCGCAGGUGAACAAAAUUAUUCAACCGGCACGGGAGGCACCACGGAAACCAAAGACAGAACCUAAAAAGGAUGUUGGUGUUACAAAACAGAAAAAGACUUCAAAGCCAACAAUGUCGAAUGCCGAGGUUAUAUCUAGGUUGAGGAGCGUUUCUAUCAACACGGACCCUUCGCCACUAUUCCAAAUGAUCGAAAAGGCAGGCCAAGGUGCUAGUGGGUCGGUCUACUUAGCUGAAAGACUGGUACUACCUCCAUUAGAAUCACGCCAAGCUGAAUCCGAUGGUGAGAAUAUGAAGGUUGGCGAUAAAGUGGCUAUCAAGCAGAUGAUACUAUCUAAACAGCCACGUAAGGAACUGAUCGUUAAUGAGAUUCAUGUAAUGAAGGAUUCAAAACACAAGAAUAUAGUCAACUUCAUCGAAUCGUAUUUGAAGACUGAAGAUGAUCUAUGGGUGGUUAUGGAGUAUAUGGAAGGCGGGUCCUUGACAGAUAUUAUCGAAAAUAGCCCGACAAACGGCAGUACUCAUUCCCCACUAACUGAACCACAGAUUGCAUACAUUGUUAGAGAGACCUGUCAAGGGUUGAAAUUUUUGCACGAUAAGCAUAUUAUUCAUAGAGAUAUCAAAUCUGAUAAUGUUCUUCUCGAUACACAUGCCCGCGUUAAAAUCACUGAUUUUGGGUUUUGCGCAAAGCUAACGGACCAAAGGAAUAAACGUGCUACAAUGGUUGGUACACCUUACUGGAUGGCACCGGAGGUCGUAAAACAGAGAGAAUAUGAUGAGAAGGUUGAUGUUUGGUCUUUAGGUAUAAUGGCGAUCGAGAUGCUGGAAAGCGAGCCUCCUUACCUGAACGAAGAUCCAUUGAAGGCCCUGUAUUUGAUUGCGACCAAUGGUACACCGAAACUGAAGUAUCCGGAAACACUCUCAUUGGAGAUAAAAAGGUUUUUGAGUGUUUGUCUUUGUGUGGACGUCAGAUACAGAGCUUCAACUGAGGAACUGCUCCAUCAUGUGUUUUUCAGUAUGGCGUGCGAACCUAAUGAACUGACACCGCUACUGGACUGGAAGGACUAA
Molecule: messenger RNA, 2652 nt
Organism: Huiozyma naganishii CBS 8797
Lineage: Eukaryota; Fungi; Ascomycota; Saccharomycetes; Saccharomycetales; Saccharomycetaceae
Gene: CLA4
Product: serine/threonine protein kinase CLA4
Exons: 1
Coding region: 1-2652 (883 amino acids)
Biological process (GO): intracellular signal transduction; protein phosphorylation; regulation of MAPK cascade
Cellular component (GO): cytoplasm
Molecular function (GO): protein serine/threonine kinase activity; ATP binding
Source: RefSeq, a predicted model, not a curated record